Molecule: messenger RNA, 548 nt
Organism: Glycine soja
Lineage: Eukaryota; Viridiplantae; Streptophyta; Magnoliopsida; Fabales; Fabaceae
Product: serine/threonine-protein phosphatase 7 long form homolog
Exons: 3
Coding region: 27-548 (173 amino acids)
Source: RefSeq, a predicted model, not a curated record
UAGUUUUCCGUCGCAAAUUGGAUAUCAUGAAACGACAUGAGUUUCUGUGGGAGCCUUACACAGCAACUGUUAUGUCGAUGUUGCCUCCCAUUUGUUUGGUUGGCAGUAUGUCGUGGUGCGCAGUGGUGCCACUCAUUUGUUUCCAUGUUGUAGAGUGGCACCAACCGGAUAGAGUGUUGCGACAAUUUGGAAUGCAACAACCUAUUCCGGAGUCUCCUUCGCAACCAUGGAAUGUCCACGGGCUAACACUGAAAGGCAAAAUGGAUGAAAAUUGGUUCCAGCUGUUGGCCCCAUUUAUCAGUCAGUGGAAUAAUCGAGCUGAGUUUAGGGUCGACGUUUAUGCUCGACAAGAGGGCCUAUUGAGUUUUAACUCGGAUUACAUGGUGUGGUAUAGGCGCAAAACAAAAAUGUUUAUCGACCCAAACAAUGCAAACACGGCUACAUUGGGUGAAGUUACCGAGACAUUGCAGUAUAUGGUGUCACCCCAAGGGCGAAACACAUGGACAGUUGAUGAUCUCGUGCCAUAUGUGGAAAAGUUAGCGAUUUGA